GCAGUAGUGCUAGCGGCUUCGCGGUUCGGUCCUCGGACCCGGCAGCCGCCACUGGUGCUGAGCUGCUAGGAAGCCCCUAUCGGCGAGCUCGUUGGAGCUUGAACCCAUUGUCACCCCUCCGACUCACCGGCCAAAAAACAAAAAAUGGUUGAAGCAGAUCGCCCAGGAAAGCUCUUCAUUGGUGGGCUUAAUACGGAAACAAAUGAGAAAGCUCUUGAAGCAGUAUUUGGCAAAUAUGGACGAAUAGUGGAAGUACUCUUGAUGAAAGACCGUGAAACCAACAAAUCAAGAGGAUUUGCUUUUGUCACCUUUGAAAGCCCAGCAGACGCUAAGGAUGCAGCCAGAGACAUGAAUGGAAAGUCAUUAGAUGGAAAAGCCAUCAAGGUGGAACAAGCCACCAAACCAUCAUUUGAAAGUGGUAGACGUGGACCGCCUCCACCUCCAAGAAGUAGAGGCCCUCCAAGAGGUCUUAGAGGUGGAAGAGGAGGAAGUGGAGGAACCAGGGGACCUCCCUCACGGGGAGGACACAUGGAUGACGGUGGAUAUUCCAUGAAUUUUAACAUGAGUUCUUCCAGGGGACCACUCCCAGUAAAAAGAGGACCACCACCAAGAAGUGGGUGUCCUCCUCCUAAGAGAUCUGCACCUUCAGGACCAGUUCGCAGUAGCAGUGGAAUGGGAGGAAGAGCUCCUGUAUCACGUGGAAGAGAUAGUUACGGAGGUCCACCUUGAAGGGAACCGCUGCCCUCUCGUAGAGAUGUUUAUUUGUCCCCAAGAGAUGAUGGGUAUUCUACUAAAGACAGCUAUUCAAGCAGAGAUUACCCAAGUUCUCGUGAUACUAGAGAUUAUGCACCACCACCACGAGAUUAUACUUACCGUGAUUAUGGUCAUUCCAGUUCACGUGAUGACUACCCAUCAAGAGGAUAUAGCGAUAGAGAUGGAUAUGGUCGUGAUCGUGACUAUUCAGAUCAUCCAAGUGGAGGUUCCUACAGAGAUUCAUAUGAGAGUUAUGGUAACUCACGUAGUGCUCCACCUACACGAGGGCCCCCGCCAUCUUAUGGUGGAAGCAGUCGCUAUGAUGAUUACAGCAGCUCACGUGACGGAUAUGGUGGAAGUCGAGACAGUUACUCAAGCAGCCGAAGUGAUCUCUACUCAAGUGGUCGUGAUCGGGUUGGCAGACAAGAAAGAGGGCUUCCCCCUUCUAUGGAAAGGGGGUACCCUCCUCCACGUGAUUCCUACAGCAGUUCAAGCCGCGGAGCACCAAGAGGUGGUGGCCGUGGAGGAAGCCGAUCUGAUAGAGGGGGAGGCAGAAGCAGAUACUAGAAACAAACAAAACUUUGGACCAAAAUCCCAGUUCAAAGAAACAAAAAGUGGAAACUAUUCUAUCAUAACUACCCAAGGACUACUAAAAGGAAAAAUUGUGUUACUUUUUUUAAAUUCCCUGUUAAGUUCCCCUCCAUAAUUUUUAUGUUCUUGUGAGGAAAAAAGUAAAACAUGUUUAAUUUUAUUUGACUUUUGCAUUGCUUUUCAACAAGCAAAUGUUAAAUGUGUUAAGACUUGUACUAGUGUUGUAACUUUCCAAGUAAAAGUAUCCCUAAAGGCCACUUCCUAUCUGAUUUUUCCCAGCAAAUGAGGCAGGCAAUUCUAAGAUCUUCCACAAAACAUCUAGCCAUCUAAAAUGGAGAGAUGAAUCAUUCUACCCAUACAAACAAGCUAGCUAUUAGAGGGUGGUUGGGGUAUGCUACUCAUAAGAUUUCAGGGUGUCUUCCAACUGAAAUCUCAAUGUUCUCAGUAUGAAAAACCUGAAAUCACAUGCCUAUGUAAGGAAAGUGCUAUUCACCCAGUAAACCCAAAAAAGCAAAUGGAUAAUGCUGGCCAUUUUGCCUUUCUGACAUUUCCUUGGGAAUCUGCAAGAACCUCCCCUUUCCCUUCCCCCAAUAAGACCAUUUAAGUGUGUGUUAAACAACUACAGAAUACUAAAUAAAAAGUUUGGCCAAAACCAA
This is a messenger RNA of Gorilla gorilla gorilla (western lowland gorilla), 2000 nucleotides long. Its product is annotated as RNA-binding motif protein, X chromosome-like. The record is from RefSeq and is a predicted model, not a curated record. NCBI's taxonomy places the organism in Eukaryota, Metazoa, Chordata, Mammalia, Primates, Hominidae. The transcript has a single exon. Gene Ontology annotation, molecular function: RNA binding.